Messenger RNA from Drepanopeziza brunnea f. sp. 'multigermtubi' MB_m1, 597 nucleotides. RefSeq lists its product as uncharacterized. The record is from RefSeq and is a predicted model, not a curated record. NCBI's taxonomy places the organism in Eukaryota, Fungi, Ascomycota, Leotiomycetes, Helotiales, Drepanopezizaceae.
AUGCGCUUCGGAAUCGUCGCCGCCGUUUUCAAGCUGAGCUUGAGUUCCCUUCCUGCCGCCACCGCCGCAAUUAUCUCCCAGAUUAGCGCUUUUGACUGCCACCUCCCCGGCAUUUUCGAGCUUCCUAAAACCCAUCCCAUCAGCGCUGCUGAGUUUCAAGCUCUCUGUGUCUCACUCUCGGGGAUGUCGCUUCGGCCUUCUUCUCGAGAGUCUCGCUUGAAAUCCUCAAACGCUCUCCCCGGCCCCAAGAAGAACGUCCGUUUCGUCCAAGAUCCCACAGACCCGAAGAUGGAUUUGUGCGAGUACCGGGAGUUCGCGGUUCGCAGACUCCAACCCACGCCCAAGUCUGGAUGCUCGCCGCAUAUCCGUGGACUCAGCUACGUGACCAAGGCAUCGGGCGGCAGGAUGUUCUUGAAGAAGGAGCUCGGCAACUUCCUCCCUUCUCAGCCUGCUGGCAUGCACCGAGCUCGAUGCAAAGGUCUCAUUGAAAGCGGUGUUUGCACCAGGUGUGACCGUUCUCCGUUCGCCUUGAACCCUUCCUAUCACGACCCUCACCCCGGCGCUCCCAUUGUCGACGGCCAGCCAUACUUCACUUGA